AUGAGGCGACUGUUUGCCCGCUCGUUGCUGCUUUUCUUCUGCCUUCUUUACCUUCACUGCUUCUCAAGGGCAUAUGCAACCCACCCUGAGCUCACUGGACACUCGGAAUGGAGUUUACACACACCUGAGGGACCAAAUGUGUCGGAAUCAGCUGUGGAUGCUGCAGCACUCCCUGAGGAGCCACAAGUCACAGACAAAGGGGGGAAGUGGGGUAGAGAGAUGCAAAAUGCAGCAGACGACAGCAGCAGCAGCAAAGAAGUCACCUUAAGACAGCAUGGGCCGAACGGUUCGAGGCCCGCUUUAGAUGCCUCCUCUCCGCUUCCUUCCCCUCCCACGAGUGGGGACGACUCCUUAAGUGGAUCAUCAGAAGCAGCAUCACCUGAUGCAGACGCAGCCUCCGAAGCCUCCGAAGGAGCAGUCUCAACAAGUCAUCCUGAAUCACCUGAGGCGCCUGAGGCGCCACCCCUUGAUGAGGCCAUUACAGCAGCAAAUUCGCCCGUCUCCAGUGGCAGGCCUGCUGAGGGUGCAGACGAGGGCCUUCAGCAGCAGCAGCUGCGGCCUGUGGGUCAGUGGAAGUCUGCCUUACAGUCGAAUGGGUUUCAGGGAGGCGGCGGGACUCUCAAGGGAGGACCCCAGGGAGCUGCAGAAACGGCAGCGGACAAAGAAAACAAGGAGAAUAGGAACACUACGCAAGCGGCCCCACUGACUUGCGCCGAUUUACCCUGUGGGGAGGGACAGCUGACGUGCUCUGGGCCGUUUAGAGGCCGCUUUCUAUGCAUCUGCAGGCCAGGGUUUGUGCUGCAGCGCACCGGAGGGCAGGGGCGGUGUGUGGACUCCAGGAGCAGCAGCAGCACCAGCACCAGCAGCAGAAGCGACGACGUUUUAGGCACCGGAAAGGUUCAGGGAGGCGGGGGGACCUCUCAUGAGAGCAAAUGGACCAUUCUGCUUGCUAUUUUGGGGGCAGGCGUUGGCGUGCUGCUGCUGCUGCUGCUGCUUUGGGGUGCUAUCUCUUGGCAUAGGAUCAAGAAGGACCCCAUGCCUAAGAGCGUCAAUGAGGAAUUCUCUUCUUUAUUAGAUGAACAGUCCAGCACCAGAAGUUCUUAUUCUUACAACAGCAGACAGAGACGCAGAAACGAACUACGGUGGGACUCCUUCGAGUCCGAGGCUGGAGCAGCAGAAGAAAAACAAGUGAAAGUAUAA
This is a messenger RNA of Eimeria acervulina, 1200 nucleotides long. RefSeq lists its product as hypothetical. Lineage: Eukaryota; Apicomplexa; Conoidasida; Eucoccidiorida; Eimeriidae. The record is from RefSeq and is a predicted model, not a curated record. The coding region runs from base 1 to 1200 and encodes 399 amino acids. The transcript has a single exon.